AUGAAAGACAUUUCGUAUUGGAUUCUCCUCUCCGUCUUUGAAGAGCUGCGCGGGAACAAAAGGGAUAUUUAUCGCUUUGGAGCAUGUUUAGGCGUUAAAAUAGCCGAAGAAAUAUCCUACCAGGAAAUCUCCCAGGACACUCUUAUGCACACCCUGCAAAGCCUCACCCCCACGCUAGAAGAGUACUUGCAGUGCUGCCUUCAAUGCGCUGAGGAAAACGGAGAAGUGCGGAUGCACGUGAAGGAGACAUCUAUGCUAGAGCGUGCUGCGGAAAAGGUAGAGAUAGUUGCAGGUGCUGUCUCCGCUGCGGUUGAGAGACUGCGCGGAAAAAAGGUGCGAGUAAAGACGUACGCCGCCAAGUCCCUGAUUGUCCUCUCAGAUAAAUAG
Nematocida major is the source of this 387-nucleotide messenger RNA. RefSeq lists its product as uncharacterized. Lineage: Eukaryota; Fungi; Microsporidia. The coding region runs from base 1 to 387 and encodes 128 amino acids. The record is from RefSeq and is a predicted model, not a curated record. The transcript has a single exon.